This is a messenger RNA of Varanus komodoensis (Komodo dragon), 1957 nucleotides long. Its product is annotated as urokinase plasminogen activator surface receptor-like. The record is from RefSeq and is a predicted model, not a curated record. The coding region runs from base 112 to 1128 and encodes 338 amino acids. Lineage: Eukaryota; Metazoa; Chordata; Lepidosauria; Squamata; Varanidae. The transcript is spliced from 7 exons. Gene Ontology annotation, cellular component: plasma membrane.
CGCAAAGGGCCGGCGGGGGCUUCGGAUUCCGUCCGGGCUGAAAGGAGGGGGAGCGGAGCGCCUGUGCACUGAAUCCUACCCGAGCCUGGUUGCAGCCCACGACCUGCGGACAUGCGCUGCGUCUGGAUCGGCUUCCUUCUGUCCUUGGCGGUGGCUCACGUCGCCAGCCUUGAAUGCUACUCCUGCGACGGAGACCGCGACUGCCAGGAAACGGAGACCUGCGCAGAGUAUCAGGAGCAGUGCCGCACCACCAUCAUGAGCAUCCUAGUCCGAUCCAGGUUGUCCAGUUAUAUUCGGAAAGGCUGUGAUGUGGGCGGGAAGCCAAACAAUUCGCUCACACACUUCUCUGGCAAGGACGUGGUGUUUCUGGUGGAAGAGCACUGCGACACGGACCUUUGCAACAGGGGAAUACCACCUGUCAUGAGCACCAUCACUGCUCGAGGUCAUCAUCGAAGCCGGCUGGACUGCAAUUCCUGCGCCUCUUCUGCUGAAACCUGUUUCAACACCACCCUCGUGCCACUGCGCUGCACCCAUCCUGGGGAAAGCUGUGUAGAUAUCACAUCCUUUACUGGACCCAAAGAAUUUCCUGCGGACGAGCAGCGCAUCAAAGGCUGUGGGCAGCUCUCCCAGUGCCAGGAGCCGCUGGGCUUUCACAACCUGGACAGUUUCCACUUGAUCAAGUGUUGCAACACCAGCCGGUGCAACGACGACAGGCAAGACUACAAGAAUACGCCCCUGCCCUGGAAUGGGGUGACUUGCUUCAGCUGUGAAGGGAAUGCCACCCACGGUUGCUCUCCAGAAAGCAUCUCCAAAGUGCAAUGCCAGGGCCCCAUGACCCAGUGCCUAGAAGCCUCGGGCAUUCAUGGAAUCUCAGGGGAGAACGCUGUCCUCAAGGGUUGCGCUUCCCCCUCCUGGUGCGACAGUCCUUACACCUCCGUCUAUAAGAACCUGGGCGCCGUUCACAGCCGCUGCUGCACGGGCGACUUCUGCAACAACCAGAUCGUCGACGGGACCCUGAGGCCUUCCCCUCGCAGCCGAGCCAGCCACGAGGCCCCGGCCCCGCUGACUCUGCUCUCCACGAGCCUUCUGCUCGCCAUGGCCUUCCUCAUGUCCUCAGAGAGCUCCUGACCUUCUGUGCUUAAGACUGGGCAAGACCUGGGCCAGGACUGACCGGGCUCCAAUGUGGCGCCCUUUCUUCCACCACCCCCAAAUCCCACUAUUACAAUGCAAUCCAAAACAAAGGAACAUGUGGCAUAACAAGAAAGAGCUUCCGAGUACUUGCAAAGGGCUUUUUUCUACAUCGCCGAAGGACUAGCAAGCAUUCCUGGAGAGGCUGAGAAUCAAGACUGGCCUUCCAAGUGCACAAGUUUCAAGCCCUCUUCAUAGUUGGAGUAGACUUGCAUUGGCAGCCGUUUUUUUUUUUGAGACACGAGAAAGCAAUUAGAAAAAGUCAAGACUUUGGAUUCCUCAGGUCGGUUCUUAGCUGGGAUAUUGAAAAUGAAGUUUAAUGGAUUAAGACAGGGGUGCUAGACACCGUCCUGUCUGAUGUCUCUAUUGACAAAAAUAUUUUUUACCCUGCUGAAUAGAUACUCUAAAGCAGAAACAUCCCAUCUUAUUUUGUUUUUCUUCCUCAUGCUGUGAAGGACUCUUUUUAUUUUAACUCUUCCUACAAACAAGGUUUGGCCUCUGGCAGCCUGCACAAAAUGAUCAAGAGGACUAGAAGCUCUAUUCUUGUUCAGUCGUGCCAAGGAAUUUUCAGGCACAUUUACCAUCCACUUAAAUUUUGCCUUCCUGGAGUUUGAUGAGACGGUGUUCUCCCUAUUAUUUUAUUAUAUGAAUGUUAUUUAAAAUAAAAUUUUAUUUAUUUAAAAUGUUAUCUUCUAUAUUCACUAUAUUUUAAUAGAAUGAUUGCACUUCUUUUCUGUGGAUUCGUGCUGAUAAAAAUAAUGAAACAUGC